Messenger RNA from Puccinia graminis f. sp. tritici CRL 75-36-700-3, 411 nucleotides. RefSeq lists its product as uncharacterized. The transcript is spliced from 2 exons. The coding region runs from base 1 to 411 and encodes 136 amino acids. The record is from RefSeq and is a predicted model, not a curated record. Lineage: Eukaryota; Fungi; Basidiomycota; Pucciniomycetes; Pucciniales; Pucciniaceae.
AUGCUGGACUCUCAUACUGCCCCUAUCGAUGGACAUGACCGCGCCGUCGAGGGCCGUUGUCGGACCAGUCUGCUCGAACAAUUCUCUUGUCGCCCCGACACGCUCGAAGGGACACUCCUACACCCUAAAUGGAUCUGUGUUCCGGUCCAUCGAGUCUUCAAACUUCCCGAUCAUGGAUCCAGCUUGGGACUUCAAAGAUUUUGUUUUUCGUUUGUUGCCGUUCGUUUCGGGAACUCAAUCGAAACUGAUUCUAUGUACUCCACCUACAUACUACAUACAAAUGCACAUUUUUUAAAAAAAAAAAAAAGAUGUCCUUCAACGACCUCCGAUGGCCGGCAAAUAUCCGUUGAAGUCGGCCUACCGAUCCCAACAGAGCCGAAAAUCAAGCCGAAAUACAAUAAGAAAAGCUGA